Chara braunii is the source of this 1815-nucleotide messenger RNA. The record is from the annotation of a GenBank genome assembly. NCBI's taxonomy places the organism in Eukaryota, Viridiplantae, Streptophyta, Charophyceae, Charales, Characeae.
CUAUGGCAUCGGUAUCGUCCUCGAACAACACGAUGGCGUGGCACCCGGUUGAGCACUUCAGCAAGAAAGUGCCCGUCGUGCACUCCAUUGACAAUGCACGCAAGAAGGAACUCCUAGCCUUUGUCCACGCACUCAAGCGGUGGCGGCACUCCCUCCUUGGUCGAAGUCAAUUCCGAUGGGUAACGGACAACAAUCCGUUGGUCUUCUACAAGACCCAAGACACCGUCAAUAGCACCAUCGCCCGUUGGAUGGUUUUCAUCGACCAAUUCGACUUCUUUCCCGAUCACAUUUUGGGGAAGUCAAACCGUUUUGUGGAUGCUCUUUCACGGUGUCCGGAUUAUUGUACCGCAGUCUAUUCGACCUUCGAGAUCGACGACAACCUGCGGGACAGUUUCAUCCACGGCUACCAAGCCAAUCUUGAGUUUCGCGACAAGUACGCAAAUUGCUCCUCUCCUAAUCCGGCGCCUUCUCACUACCGGAUCCAAGAGGGGUACUUGCUUGUCCACACGCGGGGGAAGGACCUUUUUUGCCUACCGAGUGACUCUCACUUGCGUACACGGCUCCUUGGCGAGUUCCACGAUGCUCCCGCCAUCAGACACUUUGGAGUCAAUCGCACGAUUGACCGACUCCGCGAGCGAUUUUGGUGGCCCGGCCUUCUCGGCGACGUCACACGCUAUUGCAAGUCAUGUGAGUUUUGUCGACGCUGCAAAUCCCGCAGCCGUUGUUCGUACGGCGAGUUGCGACCAUUACUAGUCCCCUUGCGCCACAGGGAAGCGAUUGCCAUGGACAUCACCGGGCCGUUCCCCAAGCACAAGACCGGUGUGGAUAGGAUUCUCACGAUGGUCGACCGACUCACCAAGUUCGCCAUGUUUUUGCCUUGCCGCUAUCAUGCCAAGGGACUGGAGUUGGCCGAGGAUUGGGUCGAGCGGUUGCCAGAUGUCGAGUUGGCAUACAACUCGUCCAUCCACCCAGCUAUCGGGAUGUCGCCCUUCGAGUUCGGGCACGGCUCGCUGGUCACUUCUCCGUUGGACACAAUCAUUCCACGAAUGGCUGAGAGCGACGACCAUCUUCUUUUCUUGCGACGGAUGCAAGAGCUACUUGUCAAGGCACACGACCAGAUGGCUAAGACGCAUCAACACAUGAGCCAACAGGCCAAUCGCCAAUGUCUUCCUUGUCCAUUCCGCGCCGACGAUCUCGUUUGGGUUUCAGCCGCGGAGUUCAGCCUCGAACAAGAUAUCUCUCGCAAGCUCCUCCCGAAAUGGAUGGGGCCCUGGCCGAUCGUGGCACCCGUUGGGGAUGCACCCGAAGGACCUUCCUUCAUCAUUCAGGUGCCCACCCACUUGCCCGUCUAUCCCGUUUUUCAUUGCUCCAAGUCGGCUCUUUACACGCCAGCGGAACAUGACGAGUUUCCCAAUCGACGAUCGCAAGACCCAACCUCUAUGGACGGUUUUCAAGAGGUCGGCAACAUCAUCUCCCAGCGACGCUAUGGCAACAGGCCGACCGAGUACUUGGUACACUUUGCGUACUGCACUCACCAAGCUAAUCGUUGGUUGACCCGUGCGGAACUCCAAGCAACAGCUUCAGAUGUUCUCGCACGCUACGAACGCAAGAUGCAAGGCAAGUCGGUAUCUUCGGCUCCACGUCGCACCCUCGUCCAGGUUCCACCUUCAGAUCGUCAGCUUCGCCCUCGACCCGGCUUGACUUCAUAAGGAGGGGGGGAUGUUACAUGUUGCGCCUGCAAGAGGCUGCACGGGCCAUUUUCAGGCCCGUGACGUUUUCAGUCCGAAAGCCUGAAAACAAAGGCCUACAGGCCCU